Molecule: messenger RNA, 327 nt
Organism: Penicillium digitatum Pd1
Lineage: Eukaryota; Fungi; Ascomycota; Eurotiomycetes; Eurotiales; Aspergillaceae
Source: RefSeq, a predicted model, not a curated record
AUGUGGCCGGCAAGACGAGAGCGUGGGCUAUCGAGACAGCCUUCGCUUGUGGGAGCUCUACCAUCAACCUAUGUUUUUCUAAAUCGUGGUGCGUAUGGACUUCCUAUUGAGGAAACCGGUCGUUUUGAAGCUCUCAUUCGUGAUUGGAUACACCGGAUUGAGGAAUGGGCGAGGAUCGCACGGGCACAUAAGGGGCUAGCGCGGGGAGUUGUAAAAAAAAAGCUUGGGGAGACCCAUGUUCAACACAAGGGUGGAUCGGAAAAAUAUGGCCAAGCCUUCCCCACCAAGCCAACAAGGCUAUUGAACUUAUUAUAUUACAUGGUUUAG